UCAGGAGCGGCGGAAGUGGCGGCCACCGGAAGCAGAGAGUCGUUUCCUCCAUAACACCGCUGCUGCUCCAGGGUCCUGGCGGCCUGAGAAGAUGCCUAAGGUGGUCUCCAGGAGCGUGGUGUGCUCCGACACCCGGGACCGGGAGGAGUACGACGACGGCGAGAAGCCGCUCCACGUCUACUACUGCCUCUGCGGCCAGAUGGUUCUGGUUCUGGACUGCCAGCUGGAGAAGCUGCCCAUGCGGCCCCGGGACCGGGCCAGGGUCAUCGACGCCGCCAAACACGCACACAAGUUCUGCAACGUGGAGGAAGAGGAGCAGGCCUUCAUCAAGAGGGCGGAGGGCAUCGAGCGGCAGCACCGCAAGAAGUGCGGGAAGUGCGGGCUGCUGCUGUUCUACCAGCACCAGGACAAGAACAGCCCGGCCACCUUCAUCGUGGACGGAGCCGUGGUGAAGUUCGGCCAGGGCUUCGGCAACACCAGCGUGUACAGCCAGAAGCCGCCGGAGGCCCCCAAGAAGGUCCGGGUGAUGAUGACCAAGCGGACCAAAGACAUGGGCAAGUUCAGCUCCGUCACCGUGUCCACCAUCGACGAGGAGGAGGAGGAGAUCGAGGCCCGGGAGGUGGCCGACUCCUACGCCCAGAACGCCAAAGUGAUCGAGAAGCAGCUGGAGAGGAAGGGCAUGAGCAAGAGGAGGCUGCAGGAGCUGGCCGAGCUGGAGGCCAAGAAGGCCAAGAUGAAGGGCACACUCAUCGACAACCAGUUCAAGUAGGAUUGAGGGGGACAACUGGGAGGUUUCACUGUGGGUCUACUAAGCCUGGAUGUGGUGAUGAUGAUGGUGAUGAUGAUGGACUCUUGGAGCUGGCAGACCAGCCUCACACUGAAACCUGCUGCGAUGCGUUUGAUGAAAGGGGGGAAAUGGGAUUGUUUUAGAUUUCUGACUAACUGUUGCUUCACUAGUUUUUGUUUUCUACAAUAAAGUUAAUUUUAAAAACUUGCUGUUUUUCCUGAAGCAGAUAGCGGUUCUGGUCGGGGACCUGAGUCCAGCAGAACCUAACGAAGCUGUACCUAAUAAAGUGGUAGAAUCGAUUCUGUUGGGUUUCAGAACUGAUGCUGUUUAUUUAGCAUCACAGUUAUUUUAGGAAAUGUUUCACAAGAAGAAAAAUCUCAUCAAAAGUCAGACUGUAGAGAAACGAGAUGAGGCGAGGUCAAAGGUCGUUCCGCUCAACAGGAAGUUCUGCCUGCUUUCUUCAGGUUUGGACCAACUGGAGACCAUCAGGAGAAAAAUGUGAGUGAAAACUGGACCAGAGGAGAAUAAUGCAGCAAUAGCCAUCUGACCUUUGACCUUGGAAAUAAAGAAGAGAGCGCUGGACGGUCCGAUGAGCCUGAAGCCGUCACGGGACGCUAACCAGGUGGCGCUUCCUCAGGUGUUCAGUGUUCCAGAACCAGACCCGUUUUUAUGGGCCUGAAAGAUGAAGCAUCUGCUCUGCAGAGCCUCAUCGGGUCAGAACCUUCCAGAAACAGCUGCAGCUCAGGCGAACUGGAUGGAGAAUGUCAGUCUGUUAGAUUUAGGGCUGUACUUUGACUAGGCCGUUCCAACCCAUGCUGCGAUCAAGACCAUUCUAUUAUAUCUCUGGCUGUGUGUUCAGGCUGGUUCUCCUACUGGAAGCUGAACUUUGACCCCGGCCUCAGCUGCCUGCAGGUUUUCCUGAUUGGCUCCGACCGGCUUCUCGCCUCUGCUGGAGAAAAACAGAAGGACCAACAGAAAAAAUACAAAGUUGAUAAAAGUCUUGAAAAAAAAGUAGAAAAUGUUCAACUUUAUAUGUGACCUUUCUGUGCAGCACACAGUACAACACAUAAAACGCUCUUUAAUAAAGAAAUGGUUGGAGAAUGAA
This is a messenger RNA of Xiphophorus maculatus (southern platyfish), 1892 nucleotides long. It is a transcript of the gene steep1, whose product is annotated as chromosome 2 CXorf56 homolog. The transcript has a single exon. The record is from RefSeq and is a predicted model, not a curated record. The coding region runs from base 92 to 769 and encodes 225 amino acids. NCBI's taxonomy places the organism in Eukaryota, Metazoa, Chordata, Actinopteri, Cyprinodontiformes, Poeciliidae.